Messenger RNA from Porites lobata, 25104 nucleotides. The record is from the annotation of a GenBank genome assembly. Lineage: Eukaryota; Metazoa; Cnidaria; Anthozoa; Scleractinia; Poritidae.
GCCAGAAGUCGUGUCGUAGAAACAAAAAGAUGUCUCUUCCUUUCAAUUCUUCCACGGCUGUCCUACACAUUCGAAAGGUGAAAAUACUUGGAGUAAUUUUGCUUCUGUUGGUAACGGUUUAUUUGAUAACUUUAUUGCUGACGAAUGAGUGGAACCCAGGUGAAGUAUGGCUUGUACAUGUUAAAAUACAUGUAUUUAUUUAAUAACUAAAUCUGAGAAAAGGCUCCUUCAGCGUAAAGCAACCUCUUCACAUAAGAAAUAGUUCAUAAAAAUAAUGAAAAUGACUCUGAUUAUUAUAAGUACUGAUGAUGAGGAGUCUAAAAGUAAAAAAUGAGUAAAGCAUAUUUUUCGUCAGAUUGAAUAUACAGAAAAGAACACUUAGAACCAGGGGCAACAAACGACGGUUUUCUCCUAAACAAGUGCAUUGAAAACACUUUUUAGACUAUCCAGAGUACUUUGAGAUCUCUACAAAUGCAUUCUAAGCGGCGCUAUAAAAUUCAGUGAAUUUGUUCGGUGAUCUUUUCCAAACUACAAGGUCUUCAGAAGAAGAUAUCAAUUAAAAGGCUUUCCACAUUCUUCUCCAUAUUGUAAUGACUCUCCAUCAUUGAGGAACACGGCUAAUCGUUUUCAUAUCUGUCAUGUUCAACACGAGUUCGUGAAAAAUUGGUAAUGUACACAAAAUAAAUUUAGAACAAAAAAGUCUCAAGUUAACACAUUUAUUAGACAACUGAUUGCAUGGACGGAUUUUAUUUUAUUUUUUUCCGGUAAUCUUUUAUCACAUGCACACUUGACGUGCAAUUCACCUUAGUCAAGACAACCAAACCUGCCGUAGAAUAUGCUGAAAAACAAGACAAGGUAAGUUGCGGUUUCAAAGGCAACAUGGUGAGUUAUUUACAGAAUUAUACUAAUAUCAUUACGGUGAGUUAUAAUUAGUCAUUGGUUAGCUACCAAAUCAUGAAAUUUUAAUAUUUGGCAUUCAGAAUAUAUUGACAUUUCGAAAUUUUACGUACAGAAUAUUGAAAUUUUAAGUUUUGACAUUCUAAAAAAAAAUUCAAGAUUCUCCAUUACAAAUCUUGAAAUGUCUCAAGAUUUUGAAUACCAAUUAGUGCUUUAAAUACAACAUUGACAUAAAGUGCAUUUUUUUACACACACAGGCUGAACAGGGCAUGAAACAAGCAAACUAAGUCGGAUCAUUUUACGUUUCUGGGAAACUUUCCACCUACCCCUCCCCUAAACCAAUAUUUUGCCCUAAGUGAGAAGUAAGUGUUAAUGUUGGCUUAGGGGAGGGGUAGGUGGGCAGCUUCCCAGAAACGAAAAAUGAUCCACAAAGUCUUCUACCUACAACUCCAGCCGGUCCGUACUACCUUUACCAUGGCUUAAUUCUUUAGUAUAGCUAAGACUUUGUCGACACGAAUCCAUUUAAAAGACAUUAAACGAUCUCGCAAACAAAACGAUUGUUAGAGAGGAUAAAAUCGUGACAGAUAAAUAUUUGCCUGCGUAGCAAGCAUUUCCGUUACGGAAUUUCGGUUUUGGCCGCGCGAAACCGCACAGAAACGUCUUUGCUAUGCAGGCUAGAUAAACAUAAUUCUCAUAUACUAUUAACAGCUGUAAUAAUACGACGUGAUUUAACCUACCUUGAGUUCUUUUUCGGCAAUGCCUGCAGUUUUAUCUACUUCGGGCAAGGUCCUGACCACUUCAACAUCUAUGGAGGAAGUAAAUGCCUCUUAUUAGCCGAGUUUUCGCUCCGCACUGUAAAUUACGGACCGAGUUUUUUUCCAUCGAUUUAUGGCCCAGGCGCGAAGCGCGCGGGCCAUAAAUCGAUGGAAAAAAACGAGGAUCCGUAAUUUACUGUACGGACCGAAAAAACGAGGCUAAUAAGAUGUUUAUUAUAUGGCUUCUUCCUGUUUGGGGGACCGGAAACAAGUGUAGGACGCACGAUUUGACAAUCAUUUGACAGGUGUCAAAAAAGAAAGUUUUUAUUGGCGCACGAAAACAAUAUCACAUAACAAACGCUUUCCGAGAAAGUAAAAACAAAUUCACCAUGUUCAAAAAGUUUAUUCGGUCAAAACUAAGAGCACUGUAAGUUUUAGCUCUUUAGUGUAACGCUGGAGUAUUUUGAAAAUCGCACACUGUGUCUGUCUAGAAGUCGUUUCCAUCUUUCCCCCGUUUGUCCUUGUGAAAAAACACUGCAAAAGGCAAAGAAGCUUUUCAAGGUAAGUUUGUUGUCAUUGUCGAAGGAUUCGCUCGUUAAUUGUUUUUGUCUUUCUGCCAGUUCAUUCUCGUCUUCAAUGGUGAUCUGCGUUAAAAUUUUCAAACACUGACUAGAAUUCUCUUCCUCGGUAAGGUUACGAUUCAGUUUCUAUAACAGCUUCGUUCUCAUUAAAACAAAGCUAGGUUAAAAUUUGGAAAGGUAAAGUCAACAUCUCAGUCCUCAGGGUUUACAUACAUAUUUCAAAGUUUAUUCGGUGGAAACUACGAGCACUGUAAGUAUUCACUCGUUAAUGACGCUGGAGUCUUUUGAAAACUGGACAUUAUUGUGUCUGGCUCGAACUCGCUUCUAUCAUUCUUUCGUUGGUCUUUGAAAAAGCACUGCAAAUGGCAAAGAAGCUUGUCAAGAUGAUCGGGUGCAGGUAUGUUUCUUAUCAUAUUUGUUGAAGGGAUUACUCAUUUUCUCCAAGGCAAAACGUCUCGAAUCUCUGCCAGUCGAUUUUCGUAUUCUUAACUGUGUACCACGAUAAAAUUUUCAAACACUGACUAGAAUCCUCUUCGAUAAGAUUACGAGUUAGUUUCUUCAUCGCCUUCGUUCACAAAUAAACACAGUUUAAAAUGUUGAAGGCCAAAGUCAACAUCCAAGUCCUCAAGGUUGACAGGCGUCUUAUAACUUUAUUUAAACAUUUUUUCCGCGGUAAAGAGAUUUUGACCUUCCAAAAUGAGCAUUUUUUUUAAACGUUUUGGUCCGUAUAGCAAGUUACGGACCGCAAAUUGACCAAUAGCAUGGCGAAAACAGACUCAACCAUAUAAUAAAGUCAGUUACAGGGACAACAAAGAUGAAAAAUAAAGAUUAUUAUCGAGUUAAAAUAAAGCCUCAUUUUAAUUGCAUUUUUUCACCAAUAGUUAUCAUUAUUGCCCGCGCGGACAAUGAAAUCGGCCAGCGGACGUUAAAUUUCCACAAAUCCUUGGCCUGCCGCACCCUUGGCGUUUCCUUGACAAGCGUCCUUGCUGAGUCAUCACCGCUGGCAAAUAUCAAUUCUGACAAGAGGACCGAGUACCGAGGACGACUGGGAACAGGCCUGCGAAAAUUCCGUAACGGACACGCUUGCUACGCAGGCUAAUAUUUAUCUGUCACGAUUUUAUCCUCUCUAACGAUCGUUUUGUUUGCGAGAUCGUUUAAUGUAUUUUGAAUGGACUCGUGUCGAAUUGGUCUCAACUAUACUAAAGAAUCGAUCAAAUGUCUGUACGAUCGAUCAGUUGUCCGUAAUCAACCAUGAUAAGCUGUCUCAAUUGAUCAGUUUUGCUAAUAAUCGAUCAGUUCAUUGUUGAUCAGCGUAAACUCGGCUUGUAUAAUCUACCAUUAGCUACCGUUGUGCGUAUUUUCAUUCAGUUGUGACUAAAAUCGAUCAGUAGUCAUUAUAUAUGAUCAAUGAGUUGUGCGUAUUUUCAUUCACUUUUGACUAAAAUCGAUCAGUUGUUAUGUGAUCGAUCACUAGUGCGUAUUUUCAUUCAGUUGUGACUAAAAUCGACCAGUUUUUAUAUGAUCGAUCAUUAGUACGUAUUUUCAUACCGUUUUGACUAAAAUCGAUCAGUUGUUAUAUAUAUGACAAAUGAGUUGUGCGUAUUUUCAUUCAGUUGUGAGUAAAAUCGAUCAGUUGUUAUAUGAUCGAUCAGUAGUGCGUAUUUUCAUUCAGUUGUGACUAAAAUCGAUCAGUUCUUAUACGAUCGAUCAAUAGUGCGUAUUUUCAUUCAGUUGUGUCUAAAAUUAACGGGAAAGGCAGGGUAAAAUUUUUAGUAGUGUCGACUGAUCUAUCGGUCGAUAUAGCGAUCGAUAGUCGGUCGACACUCGGUCGACACUCAGUCGAAAGUCGGUCGACACUCGGUCGAUAUUGCGGUAGAUAGUCGGUCGAUAGUCGGUCGACACUCAGUCGAUAUAGCGGUCGAUAGUUUUUUUUUUUUUUUUUUUUUUUAAAUCUUUAUUUAAACACGGGAAAUCAUCAGUUAAGCUUAAGUUAAAAACUAAAACUAAUUACAACUGCUUUACAUGAUUGCCGUGUGGGAAUCCGAUAUAUCAGCUACCUUCUUGAUAUUUCGCUUAAAAUGCUCAACGGAUGCAGCGUUUUUUAAGUUUUUGGGCAAGUUAUUCCAUAACAUGGCCCCGCUGUAAGAGAAGCUUCGUUUCAAAUAAUUAGUGCUUGGUUUGGACAAGGUCAGCCUUCCCUCAGAGUUUCUUAAGUUGUAAGCAGAGUGACGCUGAGAGAAAAGACUUUGCAGAUAUUCUGGAGCAAGGUCAUUCAUGGUUUUAUACAUCAUUACGGCUUUUUGUUUCUUUCGUCGAAGAGAUAGCCUCUCCCAGCUGAGGGUGGAGAGAAGGUGGUUUGAGCUCGCAUCAAAGGGUGAUUUAGUAAUAACUCUGGCUGCACGAUUCUGUAAUUUUUGGAGCUUAUCACUCAAGUAACCACUCAAACAGUCCCAGACGGGGCUGCAGUAAUCAAAAUGAGGCAUAAUUAAAGCGUUAUAAAUUUGAAUUGCAGUUUCUUUGGAUAUAAAGGGCCGCACACGUUUUAGGGCGCCUAUAGCUGAAGAGACUUUCUUGCAAAUCUCUUCAACGUGUUUACCCCAAGAGAGUUGAGCAUCUAUGGUAAGACCCAAGGAUUUGGUAUGAUCGACUCUCUUAAUAAUUUGGUCAUCAAUUCUGAUUUCUACAUCGUCACAUUGGGCAGAUAGUCUUUGUCUUGAUCCAAUAAUCAUUAGCUCUGUUUUAGCAACAUUUAGACUGAGCUUGUUAGCUUUCAGCCAACAGCUAAGGUUAUUUGAUUCAGGGGUUAGAGCUAGCUUAAGCUCUGUUAACGUCUUAGCAGAUAACGUAAGGUUGGUGUCGUCGGCAAACAUUCUUGAUACGGCGCCCCGCAGGGAGUUGGGAAGAUCAUUAAUGUAAAUUAAAAAUAGCAAAGGACCCAAUAUGCUACCCUGCGGCACGCCGCAACUGAGGGUACGAGCAGAUGAUAGUUUGCCACUGACAUUACAUCUUUGGGUUCGGCCACUUAAGUACGACGAGAACCAUUUUAUAGCUGCCUGAUCGACACCCAAGUACGACAUCUUACGCAAGAUGAUCUCAUGAUCAAUGGUGUCGAAUGCCUUAGUAAGGUCAAUAAAGACAACGCCAUUUAGAAGGCCAUUGUCGAUGUUUACUGACCAAGCAUUUGUUGCCUCAAGCAAAGCCGUGAGCGUACUAUGUAGAGAACGGAACCCUGAUUGGCAACCUAGUAGCAAUUUAUUAGUUGGUCGAUAGUCGGUCGAGACUAGGACGAUAGUCGGACGACACUCGGUCGAGACACGGUCGAUAGUCGUUCCAGAUAUGUCUCGGCCGAUAUAGCUUUUCGUUCAUCGAUACUUCACCGACACUUCACCGAUGUAUCGGUCAGUAAUUGGUCAACGCUCGGUCGAUGGUCGGCCGACACUUGGUCGAUAGUCAGAAGAUAGCAAGAAUACCUUAAAGAAUUCAUGUGGAGACGAUGGCAUGGUGAGCCUCACCCCAAUGGCUGUUUUGGUCGACUCGUACUGAUGCAGGACAUUGCAGAACAGUAUCCACUGUAAAUAGAAAUCAAUGACCUUUGUUAGCUAGCAUUUCCUACAUUUUUUUGGUUGGAAAACAAGAAAUUAGAAAACAUUUCCUAGCUUGAGUAUUGGUGUUAACGCGGCGCAUACUGUUUUCCUUUUAUUGGAUAAUCAAAGGUUACUUACCAUUCAAUAUUAAUUUCUGUUACGCAUGGCCGUCUUUAUUUUGAACACAAUAUAUAUAAAGCGAGAGGACAGAGCAAAAGGACAGGAUAAUGUAAUGAGAACGUAUGAGUAUUUUCCUAGCUGUAAAUUGAAAUCAUCCCCACAAUAAAUGAAUGUGUUCAGUCUGCUGGAUAUUGUGUCACCUUCCUCGGCGCAUUAUCAGCGUGUUCUAUCAAUAGCUGAUCGUUAAACAAAGGACUGUUCCCGUCUUCAAUGCAGAAAUAUAAUAUAUAGAUUUAGCCAGGGCUAAAAGCGAGGCUCCCAUUAAUAAAUUUAUAAUUUAAAUCAAACAAUAAACUUGUAUUCCACAAUUCAGUUAACUUUAGAGCACAUUCGUGUGACUUUUCAGGGAAAGGCCAUGGAUAAUAGAAAGACUGGAUAGGAAACUGGCUGACGUGAUCGGUUCCAACAUAGUGGAAAAAUGUGACGUCACAUUAUCGAGAGCCAUUCAACCUCUUACAUCCGAUGUUUUGCGUGUCUUUAAUUAAUUGUCGCAUAUUGCCCAUAUUGCCCAUGUUUUGAAAUAAAGGAUGAAGAGUACUUGUUCUUGGCGAAGACAGUUAGAGGGUACAAAAGCGGUAGAGGCAAAAGACUGAGUAAAUGAUAAUGGAACUUGUGAGAGCGAACAAUGACUCCAGCGCCCGAUAAUUUUAUGCACCAAACGAGAAGCCUAACUACAUAAAAAUUAUGCGAAAACUUACAUGUAUACAGCUACAAAACACCUGUAAAAAAGGCACAGCCUAAUUUUCUACAAACCACAAGAAAACCGGGAAGAAUUUUAAAUAUUUUUGUCACGGUUUUGACGAUUUCUUUUCUGCUUUUAUACGAGCUCAGCGAGUGUCGAAUUUUACAAGUUAACAACUGACUCCUGACAAAAUGAUUUUAUUAGCGGUAAAACUGUCGAGACUUGAUGUUUCAAGUACCCAGCUCAAAGGAGGGUUUAAUUUUCCAUUCAAAUUUAUUUACGGACAAUCAGUGACAAGAAGCCGUAGUUGAGAACUGUAUAAAACAUGAUAAAAAGCGGGGAUAAAAAGCUCAGCAGAGAAAGGAAAUGUGCUUGCGGACCACCGCGGAAACGCUGUUUCUAACUUUCUCAAAUCAAUUUUCAUAGUAAAGCGGCAAGUUCUUUUGUUAUUUUCAGGUAUAAAUGUACCAUUACCUAAGGUAAUUUUCAGUCAGGUCUUUGAAAAAGCGAAUUGCAACGCUUUUAAAAAUGUUAUGUAAAACGGUUAAUUGUUAACCACUAGAUUACAGCUGGGAAGCAAACUCGUGAUUAAUAGUAGGCCCUUCACUUCUUUUUAUGAGGAACACUUGUCUUCCACUGAUAAGGCUUAUAAAGCUUAGAAAUAUAUUUAUUCUUUGAAAUACUGACCUCUUUUUAGGAUGAAACAACCUUUAAGUUUUUGUAUUGUAGUCUUGAUGAUAUAGAAAUCACCUCUGAAAAUUAAACAUUAACACUGUUCCCAAAGAAAAUAGAAGCUGAUUAUUAAAAAAAAUAAAUAAAAAAAAGUAACAUCCAGGAUUUUUGUUUAGCCUGAGGUAAGUGGAUAAGGGCUUGAAAAAAUAUGACUGUCUGGUCACAUUAUUAUGUUGUUGAAAACAAAAUUCAUACCCCAAACAAGUACAGGUAUAUGUUUUAUUAAUUUGAUUUAGAAUACAUCUUGGUAAGGUUUAUCAUCUACAGGUACAUUGUUGCUUUGGAUCUCUAAAAGAACCGAGUUCAAUAAUAGUGCUAAUCAAGUCCAUCUCUGGUUUGAAAAACAAUGUGAUUCAGAUUUAGACCGCUUCAGAGAAAAACACUAACCAAAUCUAAAACACAUUACUCUGCAGCUAAUACAUGCAGUGACCCUCACACACAAUUAAUUUGUCCCAGUCAGAAAGGAGUAGCUAACACUCUUCAGAUGUGAUGAAUAAAGCUUAAAGCACCUUCUGAUCAGAAAUAAAUUAUAUGCCACCUUCUGGCUCUCAUGCAUGACAAAAGUAACUUUAGUUGCUGUUUUAUACAGAAAGAUUGAUUGAUUUGUGCCCUCUCAGAAGAUUACUUGACCCUGCUUGACCACAAUUUACUGUCUUCAUUGACUAAAGUGUUCAGCAAAUCCUACAAAAAAGACAAACACAAGGAAAACUAAAACACUGUUUACAAAAUAACAACAACACUUAGGAGCCUAAACGGAGGCCAAAAAUCAGCAGUCAGUAGGUGUAGUUUAUGUUUAUGUAGUUUAUGUACAAAAAAAAUAUUCGAGUCUCUUCAGUACCUUCGAAUACAAGCUGCGAGGAGCGACGUGAGGCGAUUGUAUUCAAUGGAUAUGUAAUUUAGAAGUUAUAUUUCAACAUGAAAAGAUGAGUGAAAUUAACAUACUGCUUUACGAACAAUUAGCAGGGUUAAUCUAGGAUAUUACUUGAGCGAAGCAGUUCUCAACACAAACAAGUCUGCCCAUUGGAAAAUUGCACACCGUGUGCGUACACUUGUUCGGCACUAGCUCCGAAUGUAGUUAAUUUCGGUCAUUUUCAAUCGAAAUGUACGGCUGGAAAAUAACAGCACUCAGUCUGUAACUAUGCCUAUGCCACAAUUCCAUCCUUAAAACAUCUGUCAAUCGUAGUUAUAAAUAGAAAGAAGAAGGAACCUUCUAAAUAAAGGUGUCCCAAAAUAGUCCACAAGUCUAGUAAAUAUGGCUCUGUAAGGUAAAUUUUUGGGACGAAAUUUUCUCAAAGACAAGGACAAAUAACACAAAACAACAACAAGAAGUGCUUACCUCGAAGGUUCAAGUGUGGCUUUGAAGGGUCGCCAUCGCCGCAAGACAACAAACGAAGGGAAAAACAUACACCAAAAAUUAAAGUAGCACUAAAAACUCCGAAAAAGAACAACAUGCAGGCAAACAAACCCUACAUUUCGACUGGUGUGCGCCACAUUUUCGCCAUCAUUUCGUCACAAAUUUCCACUAUGAUGGAACCAGUCAACGCCAUCUUGAAGCACGAACCAGCCAAUCGGCGAUUAGAAAUCAGCCCACGUGACAUAAGUUUCCUAUCCAGUCUUUCUAUUAUCCAUGGAAAGGCUAAGUGAUUUUACAAAAAUAAUUUGCAAACAGCCCAAGAGUGAACCAAAUCUCACAUCGAGUUGAUAGCCUCAUAAGUACAUCCAAAAACUGGCAAUCAUCUUCGAUCACAUUUAUUAAGAGCCAUAAUGGCUCUUGAUCACCGUAGAUUAAUUAGGCCUGGAAAAAAAAUUCCGGCCGAAUUUUUUGCGUUCGACAAGUUUAUUUCACAAAAUCUUGCCAACAACAAGUCUGGGUGCGUGUAAACCAACCUUUUAUAUCAUUUAUACAUCACAUCUGAGGUGAAACAGUACUAUGAGGCACUGUUUCUAUCAUACAGACCUCGGACAACAGAAUGCAGUAUUUCACAAUAUUGCGAUACAAAUUGCUAUUCAGGACGAUCGAAGCACGCGUGGGCUUUAGCCGUAAACCGUUGAAAAAAUUUUCAAAAUCCUCUAUACAGCCAGCCGGUUCUGACUUUUACAGUGUUAGCAGUGGCGAGUGUUUGAACGAAAAUUAACAGAGUUACGGUCCAACAUAAUAAAGAAUUUAUUAUGUUUAUUUUUUAUUUUAAAACGGUUUAACGCGCGGCAUUUUGACUACUCCGGGAAGCGUUGUUUACUGAACGACUGAAAACAAUCGGCACAACAAUUAAAAUUACAAGAGAGAGUACUAACAAUCAAUAAAACAAAUAUAAUUCGGUAAAACUUAUACAGAGACGACAAUUUUCGUUCAGGAAGACAAGUAUUAAAGUGUCUCUAAAAAUCCUGAGUCUUCGAGCUUAAAGCUGAAGUUUAUGUUUUAAGCCGGCUUCCCGGUGUUUGCUUUUUUCAAAGACGAACUCGAGGUAAGAAAAUCGCUCAAACCUUUCUCUUACAGCCAGAAUUAUAACUAAAUUAAUAUUCUUUGAAACGUUUUCUUUCUAUUUGCGGUGAGAAGAUGUCUAAAGGCUUUUUAAAGAUUUGUAAGCUUAUAUGUUAUAACAAACCUGAUACUCGGUCAGAUCAUUGUCUCAAAUCUUAGAAACGUGCGUAAACAAAAUAGCCGCAUCAACUACGCUCGACUUCAUGAAAUUAGGAAUAAAAAACAAACAUCAAAUACAAUAAUUACUUAGGCUUACCACUCGAGAUGCAGCUCCUGAAAGGUAUCAAGUAACGCCAGUAUCGCUUCAGACUUUGCAAACCUCUUACGCAUUAAGCAAGAUGAAAACGAAAACGAUGCCAUCCGAAAUCGGAUUUCCGACUUUGACUCAACCAAAAACCCAAUAAACAAACUAGCCAUGAAUAACAGAAGACUCCUGAUAGCAGCUGAAUUUCAUUUUGUACAUCCAGUGGAAAAAGAAAGUUAAAAACAUCGCAAGUUGACACAAAACUCUGUCAGCUUCAGCUGUCAAAGUAAACAAGAUUCAAGAUGCUGCAUAAAUUUUUCGCAUGAACUCACCUGUCAAAUUUUGACCAAUCAGAGCAUAAAAAUUGGACGUAGAGCGUGACCAACGCGUGAACAUGGCGAGAAAAGUCAAAAGCAACUGUUUUCCCUGCCUGUAGCUGCUGGCUGAAUUUUCGCGUCCGAGGUCAGUUUGAAAUCAAAAUUUUAAUUGUGCGGCACAUAAACACCACAUAUUUCAUAUGAAUUUUAAAAAAAAUUAAACUUGAGCCUGCGAUCAUUUGAAAACCAGUACCUUGUCAGCGGAUAACUUCAAAAAAACACUUGCCCUCGAUGGGUCGACACCUGAGCCCGCGAUGCAGUCAAGUGAUACUGGUCAGCAGAUACCUUGUUUUGACAGCUGUCAAUGGAUCACAACAUUGACGUGUAUCAGUUUUCCUGUGCUCCGAUCCCAAACUAGCUAGAAAGUAUGAGACUGAACAUUGAUCGCGAUCUAGUAAAAUAAUUAGCUGGUCAGCGGACAGCUUCCAAAUAAAUUACGUCACCUCAAUGAGUUGACACAUGAGCCCGCGAUAUGGUCAUGGGAUACUGGUCAGUGGCUAUCCUGUUUUGACAGUUGUCAAUUGACCAUAUUGUGAAUGUCCAAUGUAAAAGAUGUGGACUUGGCAAGACACGCCUGAGACACCCCUCCCUUCGUUUUGAUAGUCUCUCCUACCCCACCCGUACAAUCCGUAGACGCGUACGUACGUACGCUCGGUCAAUCACGUGACAACCAAAGGAAAAGAGGUUGACCAUAAUCGAUGGGUAUGGGGCUCUGUCCCACGCGCGCUUCGCGCGCGUAGGAGCCCCGCUAUAAGUUUAAUUUGUGGUCUCCGCACAAGCGAGAACUCGGCGUGAUGAAACAGGUCAAAGCCCAAUAAUAAAAGAUGUGCAUUCCUCGCUCUUAAAGCAUGUCAUGAACUGCCCUUCCUAUUCAUUAUCCGUCCAAUUCGGGACUGCGGGAGCAGUCGUUUCUCUCGUCCAUCUUUAAGUAUUCUUCGACUGCGGGACCACAGAAGCAGCAGAUUCAACUUAGACUCUGACAGGUUCUGUUUAACAGCCAAAAAUCAGACGAUCGGUGAUCAUACAAACUGGCAAAAAAAAGGUUACCAUGUCCCUAGUUUCCAGUGCCCUUCGGUUCGCUUCAUAGAGUAAUUGCGCCUCGCACUGCCACAUGUUCCUCCAUCUCAUGAUAACAGUAAUUAACGAUGUCAUUGCUUAAAAAGAAAGCCAUUGGACUCACCUGCUAAAUUAACUAACGACUGAUAUUCGACCGACAGUUGACCGAUAUGUCACCGACAGAUGACCGGUAGUCGGUCAAGGUGCGUCGUCGAAAUAUCGACCGAUACUCGGCCGAUAGUCUAUCCCACGAUCGACUGACUAUCGACCGACUGUCCACUGACUAUCGAUCGACUAUCGACCGCCGACCAUCGAACGCUAUAUCGACCGAUAAAUCGGUCGACACUACCUACAGUAAACAACAUCUAAGUUUUAAAGAAAGAAAAAUUAACGCGACGUACAAACAGAAACGAAAGUUGUUUAAAGAACAGGGACUAAUUUAUUUAAAGUUGAUCGAAAUCCAGGAAGCAGAUAUUGAGAGUAAUAUUCUUCUCACAGUACCCUGCUAGCAGUGGUUUCUCCAGGCCGGACGCUGGAGAAACCACUACUCGCAGCGACCAUGAAGAUGAAAUGUUGUUACAGUAAUGAAAUUGUGAAAGAUUGAUCGGAAAUUUUAAAAGUGCGCGAAACUAAAGCUAUUCAGUUUUCUAGUUUUCUUCUAAGAAUGUCUGGAGUAUGUCGAGAAUUCUGGGCUAAAAUGAUAGAAGGUAAAAUACACACAAUUGACCGAUUUUAGUCACAACUGAAUGAAAAUACGCACAACUGGUAGACUGUACAAGCCGAGUUUACGCUGAUCAAUAGUAUAGUACCCGAUAACUGUUACAUAAUAAACUGAUUGAUUAUUAGCAAAACUGAUCGAAAUUUAAGACAGCUUACCAUGGUUGAUUACGGAUCAUAUACAUCGAUUUAAACACGACGGAUUACCGAUUGAUGAUAUGCCGGCUGAUCGAUAUUACGUAUCUGGUAGAAAAUUAGCACAAUAUAGUAAUAUUUUAAUUGAUCGAUAACUGGUCGGUAAACCCGAUCCGCAAAACUGAUUGAUUGGAGUUCAAAGUAAACUAUUAAGAGAUUGUUCUUAAUAAUGACGACGAAAAAUCAAUAAUGAAAGGAUCAUGCGUCCUUCUUUCUGAUUUUCAGUGCUUAUAUCCAUGAUUCAGAAAAGAAAAGGAUUAAAAAUUUAUAACCAAUGAAAAAAAUAAUUUCGACACAAACGGCGCGCCAUACCCACUUACCCCUCCCCUAAGCCAACAUUAACACUUAGUUCUCACUUAGGGCAAAAUGCUGGCUUAGGGGAGGGGUAGGUGGGCAGUUUCCCAAUCCGACUUUGUUUGUUUGUUUCAUGCCCUGUUCAGCCUGUUUGUGUAAAAAACUGCACUUUAUUUGAGUGUCAAUGUUGUAUUUAAAGUACUAAUUAGGGACACUACUUGACCACCAGUUUACACGGUUUAAGCGCCCCUACUGACUAAGCUAAUCCUGAUUGUCCUGAUUUCUAAUCGCACCUUCUGGCUAAAGCUCUCACGUUUGUAAAUCCACUUUUCAGAUAGAGAAGGAUGGUCACCUUUUGGAGCGGAUUGAACAGAGACAAACUGAGCGACAGCAGCGACUUAGAGACUACUGUGAGAAGCACGCUUCAAGCAGAAAUCGAAGCGCUCGAUACAAUCAUCCUGUAAUUGUUAACGAUGAGUACAAAGUAAUCUUCUGCUAUAUUCUCAAGGUAGCCUGCAGUCAAUGGAAACGUGUCUUUCUUGCUCUUGAAAACCGCAUCGAUGUGGAUGAUGUGCAUAAUGACAAACAUUAUACAUUUCUCUUAUAUGAUUAUUCGGACGAGGAUAUUAAAGUGAGGCUAAAAUCUUACUUUAAGUUUCUAUUUGUUCGCGAACCGCUCGAGAGGCUUUUGUCAGCCUGCAAUAACAAGUUUGUAAACAACCAAUGGCCUUGAACGAGGAUUCAAAGUUAUAAAACGAAAAUUUUGGAAAGAUACAAACAAGAUGAACUUUGCUCCAAUAUUUCUGACCAGGAUCUUACUUUUAAGAAGUUCGUUUAUUAUGUGAGUGAUGUUUGGUUUUAUAGAGAUGCACACUGGCGAUCGUACGGCUCAAUUUGUCACCCGUGUGAUAUAGAGUACGAUUUCAUCGGUCAUUUUGAGGACAUGCCAGAAGAAGCACCUUAUAUCCUACGGCAAAAAGGAAUGGAUCGGGCGGUGACCUUUCCUCCGUUUCUUACCCACAAUACUACAAGUCAAGUCUUGCGUCCAUGUUACUUACAAGUGUCUGCUGCGCUAGGCUCAGUCUCCAGCCGUGGGUGUUUCGCUGCGCCCGCGGUACUCCCCACCAGGCUGGAGACUGGGACUCCUGCUUCGUAGCCUACCCGAAAUUGACUCGCUCGUGCAUGGGACCUUUUGACAUACUAAGUGAUAUGGGAAUAAGAGAAAACAUGUAAUGAAGUAGACGGAUACAAUAAAUAGUUUAUCUAGCGGUAAAUCGGAUAAACCUUUAAAAAUGACAACAAAUAAUUUAGAUUAAACUCUACAAUGUAAUCUAGAAAAAAAUCACCUAAUAAAAUCGUCUGAUAUACAUGACUGUAAAAAAUACUAUUCUUUUUAGUCCGUUUGUUUUGGCGACGGUUAACGUGACAUCUUCGGUUAUUUUUCAGAUUAAGACAAUUACUAACACAACUUUUGUUUGGCUCUGGUAAAAAUAAGUAUGAUCCGCGAUUCAGGGGAUUAUUGAUGUAUGUCCUGAAACAUUUCGGCCCUUUAAACCUUUGGUAAAAAUAAGUAUGAUUCGCGAUUCUGGGGAUUAUUGAUGUAUAUCCUGAAACAUUUCGUCCCUUUAAACCUUUCUCCGAUCAAACAGUGUCUCUAAACUAGAGAUUCCUAGUGCCUCCCGACAGGUGACAUGCGGCGACACAAUUAUCAUAGCGGGCUUCUGCAAGCCCUCCAGUAGAAAAGUAUGAAACGGUAAACUGAUUCUAACGGCAAGGCGAUCAAGAAGUAAACAAAUGAAUAAAACAAAAACUAUAUAUUUAAACCUAUUUAAGUUUAAUUGUACUGAUCCAGGUCUACAACUGGGAGAACCGGCACCACUUGUUACUGUCGACCUGCUGAUAUUUUAUAUAUUUUAGCCCUUCAGUAGCCUGGGACCAGGCUCUGCAGUGGGGAAAAAAGGCCAAAAACAGGAUGAGGGGAAAGCUACGUGCAUUUCCACUAUAAACAAAUCUCUUUUUAGCGAAUGCGUUUCUAGAAAGAAAGACUACGUAGAGUAGGAAAUUAUGUAUGGGUGAAGACCAACGCCGUGGUGGCGUGACGGGGGAAGCGUAGUAAUCUCCUCUGCCCUUACCACCUUGGCCUGCGUUUCAGGUACCCCUUCCUGGCACAUCUUACUUCUAAGAAAACAGCUUACAGUCAAACCAGGUGAAGCGUUCCUGUCGCUAACGAACUAAUAAAUUCAUUAACGGAAACAUGAUUUCGUUUGUUGAUUCAAUAAUCCAUUCAUAAAAUGAACAAUCCAAUUUUCAUAUUUAGCCUCGAUUCCUUAAUCGAAUGUUGAUUCGAUUACUGUUUUUUGAAAAACUACACUUUUUUUUCUCCUUUUUUUCUAAGAGUCGAGUUCGGGUGAAUUCUGAAUUUCAAACCCAGACAAACUGUUACAUGUACGUCAUUUUGUUUCCAGUAAUCACUGCAACGGACCUGACCUCUUAGGAAACACGAUAGUGAAACUAAGGUCAGUGUAUGUGCGGUGAUUGGUGGAUUUCGAUCCCCGGCCUUUGUCAGUUUCUUUGCGUUUGCGGUCUGUCUCUUCUAGCUGUUAUUUUGAUUAAAGGCAAUUACAAACGCAAUCGUAAACGGCAGGCAAAGGGAAGCAAAUACGAUUGAGCUCAACAGACAAGAAUAAAGAACAGGUAGAUUUUGUUCACAAACCAAGUCAACAUUUAAUUAUUGAAUCGAGGUCCAAUUUGACUGUUGGAUUAUUCAUUUUAUGAAUGGAUUAUUGAAUCAACAAACGAAAUAAUUUUUCCAUUAAUGAAUUCAUUAGUUUGCUAGUGACGGGAACGCUUGACCUGGUUUGACUGUAAGCGAAUUCAAGUGUUUUCUCAGAACCCCGAGAUUUAUUCGUAUAGUGAUUGGAGGCAGCGUAAUAGAGAAGAGAUGUGUUACGUCACGUUACCAAGAGAGCCAAAUUUCUGGAUAAAAACAGUUUAAGCAACGACGACGGCGACGGCAACGAAAACGGCAAAAAAGCAAUGGUUUAUAUUAGCAAAACCAUUCCUUAUCAUAGGAAAUGAACGCGAAUUUCAAAAAUUCCCAUUAAUUUUAGUCCCGUUAAUUUCUAGCCUGCGAAAACACCCGUUUCUCCUCACUCUUCGUCGCUGAGGACGUUUCGCUUGGAGGAACGUCUGCGACUCAGCGAUAGAAAUUCCAUACUGAUGACGUAAAAUCUGUCCAGAAUCCGGUCAGAAGCGCUGAUUGGUCGACGGAGCAGUUACAUUGUUUUAGCUAUUGUUUACAAAUGACAGGCAAAAGACAAAAGGCCAAAAAGGUCAAAUGUAAACACGAAGAAUCUCUAACAAAACAGUCAAUAUUUGUGGAAUAUAGUCUUCUCUAGAAGAAGCAUUAAAGUUUUGCUGGAGCUCGUGCGCAGAUCAACACAACACUUUACCAAAAUCGACCAGAAGACACGCAAAAUUAGACAAAUUUAUAUUUGGAACCCCAUGACUACUGGAUUUAUUAUGUAAACAUUGAUUUGCGUCAUCAGUAUGGAAUUUCUGUCACUGAGUCGCAGACGUUCCUCCGCGCGAAACGUCCUCAGCGACGAAGAGCGAGGAGAAACGGAUGUUCUCGCAGGCUAGUUAAUUUCCGCAAACGUCAAUUUCCGCGACGUUAGUUAAGUGUAGCGUUAAUUUCGCGACCUUAACUUCCAUGUUUUUUGACCCCAAAUUCUCAAUACACUUCUGACGUUCUCGAGACCUAAGAAAGAGGGGUAUUUUAUCAGGGUGAAGAUCCGCCAGCAACAGUAAAACUGUGAAGAACUUGCAGUGGCCAGAUUUCUUCGCUUAACGUUUAAGGAAAGAACCACGAACAAAGUUUCCGUUUCGCAUUUCACGUUUAAUCUUCGCUGCUGUUGUCUCAGCAAGUUUUGUUUCUUUGUGCACGUCGAGUUAAUUUCCUUCAUUUUGAAAUGUUACCCUCUCUUUCGCGAGUUAAUUUCAUUUAUUCAAAAGUCGUUUUCUACUAAAUUCGCGUUAAUUUAAGUGGCGUUAAUUUCUAAUACCUUAAUUUCAUGAAGUGUUAAUUUCCUCUAAUAGGGUAACUUUGCACGUACAUCAAGUGUAUUGUACAAUUUUUAGCUUUCAUUGGUCGACGGCGACAUGAAACGUUCUAAUCAAUUUAUGGAGUAGGUGAACACAACACAAAAAUGUUCCUUUUGUUUCUUAACUAAGAUAUGGUUCCUUUCGAUUCAACCCCAGAGAAUUUCGCCAACACUUGGCAAAUUAAAUGAAGUUGAAUAAGAUCAAUGAAGUUUGAAAAAGUGCGAAUUCACGUUUUUGGUUUGUUGUCAUCCAGAUUUUGCUACCAUGGUAACGUGACGUAACAGCCUCUCCUCUCUACUGGGGAGUCUUAACAUGAGUAUCAAUCUACACGUAGUGACGUUUUCUUGUUGUCGCCGUGUCACGGGUGUAUCCUUCGCAUGGGAGCAAUCUCGUGUACAGGGCCCACCCAAGAGCUCCCCAGAGAGCUUGCUCGCAGGCUAGAUACGUACAUUCCAUGUGGGAAAUCGUUAGAUGAUGAUGAUGAUGAUGAUUCACAAGAUUCCAAAGAAGGGGCCUCAACAACUGUAAGAACUGUGGCAAGACGUAACACCUCUCUCCAUUUCAGCUCAUUUCCAGCAAGGUAUUCUGCAGAACAUUCCUCAAAAUGAUUGAUAGUGACAUAGAUCCCAAGUUGAGACCCGAACAGACUAGAUUUCGUACAGGCCGAGGCUGCAUUGUUCCAGAUUUUCCUCUCCAGAACAUCACUGAACAGUGCAUUGAAUGGAAUGUUCUCUUGUUUACCAACUUCACUGUCUUUGAGAAAGCAUUCGACAGAGUGGAAGAUCUUGAGGGCAUACGGACUACUACCUUAGAUUGUUACCAUCAGAAGGAAAUUUUAUGAACUCUUCGAAUGCAGUGUUAUCUUAGAGAAUACUCUGCCAGAGUAAUUCCCCAUCAAGUCUAGAGUACAACAGAGUUUUAUUCUCUCUCCAAUCUUUUUUGUAGUAGCCAUAGACUGGGUGAUAAGUGAAACAACCUGUUAUGAUAUCAUUGUGUUAUUUUUUGCCUCGUAUACGUCUCGUGACACAAUCCUUUGUAACCCAGACCUCGUGGUCAAGUGUGCGCUUUUGGACGAUCCGAGAUUAAAAGCUUGUUGAUGUUUGAGCUUGUUUGUUGUCCUUCAUCCAUCAUAACAUGGUGUCAGAAGUGGGAUAGUCAACCGAGACAUUAAGUUUACUGUUGUUGCCGCGAUUUCUGAAAGCUUAAACGCCUUGUUCGCAGUUCGUAGCUGGUGGUGAAGGCUAUAGUCUGCGUUCAUUCAUAAUCACAAAUAUGGCCGCUGUCAGCACAACCGCCAAAAUUCCAUCGCCGCUGAAUUUAUCCGACCGUUUGCACCAAGGAGAGAAUUGGAAACUGUUUCGUCGAGAAUGGAAAUUUUAUGAAUUAGCAGCUGGCAUUCAUAAAAGUCGGAAGAAGUUCGCGUUGCCUCUUUAUUAAAUUUCGUUCGAAAGGAAGGAAUGCACAUGUAUGAAACCUUUCAAUGGGACAAUCCGUCUCACGCCUUGAAAAUCGACAAGAUACUGGAAAAGUUUGAAGAACGCUGUGUUCCUGCUCGAAAUGAAACGUACGAAAGGUAUGUUUUCUUCAAACGUGAUCAGUUGCCAAGCGAGUCCCUUGACAGCUACCUAACUGCAUUAAUGAAAUUGUCUGAGUCUUGUGGUUUUGGAACGCUCCGUGAAUCGCUCGUUCGCGACCGAUUAGUUCUGGGAGUGAAAGAUGACAGGGUUCGUGAAAAGCUCCUUGGAAAGCGUGAUCUCGAUUUGGAUAAGGCAAUUAAAACGAUCAAAGCAAGUCAAGUUACUCAUUCACGAGCAUCGGAAAUUGCGGGUGAAAUAUCAAGUCAAGAAGAUGUUAGUGCUGUGAAACACAAGUCUAGAGCACAAGAGAAAGGAAAGCCUCGCAAGAGUUCGACUCGGAACCCAUCGUCUAACAGUAAGUCUAAAGAGUGCCUAUUUUGUGGCCUAUUUUGUGGUCGGACAGAAAUGCAAAAACUGUGGCAAAGUUGGUCAUUUUGCAGUCAAAUGUCGCAGUGGUAAGUCUGAGAAAGUUAAUGUCAAUGAUGUUGAGGAAGUUUUCUACAUUAAUAAUAUUGGUGGAAAAGAUCAAGCCCUUGUUCCUGUUACUCUAAAUGACGCUGCUUCAGUAACAUUUCAGAUUGAUACAGGCUCUUCAGCAAACAUCUUACCACUUGAAGAUUAUAUUAGAGCCACUAAUGACUGUCAGUGUACAAACAUUGUUCCUAAAGAUAUCACUCUGGUUAUGCAUGAUCAUUCAAAGAGAAAGGCAUUUGGUUUUGCUAGGUUGAGAGUAGAGCAUAAUGGCAGCAAGCAUGAUUUGAACUUUGUUAUAGUUGAUCAAAAGGUUACACCUUUGCUUGGUUUGAAGUCUUCUCAAGGUAUGGACCUUGAGACAUCACUGUCCAAAAUGGUUUGCUGUUCAAGGGUGAACGUAUUAUUGUACCCUCCCAGUUAAGAAAAGAAAUGAUGGAGAAGAUUCACUCGUCCCACCUGGGUAUCGAAGGAUGUCUCCGCCGAGCAAGAAAAGUGUUCUACUGGCCCAGGAUGAAUGCCGAAUUGAAAGAUUUUAUUCUCAAGUGUGAUGUCUGUAACUCUUUUAAGCCACAGCAACCCCAAGAGCCUCUAAUGCCACAUGAAAUUCCUACGAGGCCCUGGCAAAAGGUUGGAACAGACCUGAUGCAAUUUGAUGGACGCCAGUACUUGAUAACCGUUGACUACUUUUCCUCGUUCUUUGAAGUGGACAAGCUAGAGACCACUGAUUCCAGAACUGUUGUUGAGAAACUGAAGAUGCAGUUUAGCCGUCAUGGGAUACCAGAGAUAGUGGUAUCUGACAACGGUCUUCAGUACAAUUCCUAUGAGUUCAAGAAGUUUGCAGAAGACUGGAAUUUUCAGCAUAUUAACUCUUCGCCCCGCAACCCACAAAGCAAUGGAAAGGUGGAGAGUGCAGUAAAAAUGUGUGAAAACAUCAUGAAGAAGGCAGCUCGGGGAAAGUUUGACCCGUAUCUGUCUCUCUUAGACUAUCGCAAUACACCUACGGAUGUUGGCUCCUCUCCGUCCCAAAGGCUUUUCAGCAGAAGAACGCGCAACCUGCUAUCGCUGACACCCAAACAGCUUGAACCUGUGGCAGUGCCACCGCAAGAUGUACAGCAAAGGCUAAUUGCCUCCAGACAAAAGCAGGCGUACUAUUACAACCUCAAAGGAAAAGCACUGCCUGAACUACAACCUGGUCAGAUUGUCAGGAUGAAGAAACCAAAUGAAAAGACCUGGACUGAAGCUGUUUGCAAGAAAAUGAUUGGACCACGAUCCUACACUGUUGUUUCUGGUAACCGCACAUAUCGUAGAAAUCGUAGACAAUUACGUUUGGUUCCAACCACCGAUCAAGCAAUGUGCAAUCCUGUGAGCAGUAAGCAGUCACGUCCUACAGAUGAUAGUCAGGUCCUCACCCAGUGUGCAUCACCCACUAAGAAUUCUGAAGGACCCAAACCUGUUUCAGCUGAUUCAAGCACAACAGCUCUUCCUGCUGAUUUGGCAUUCAGUUCGGCCAUCACAAGGAGUGGCCUCACGGUAAGGCCCCCAGUUCGUUUCCAAGAUUACAUGACUUGAGAACUUUUCCGAACAGUGACUUUGAUUUAGAAACAUUUUAGGACUUUUAUCCCCUGACAGUUAAGUGUAUUUUCUUUCAGUUCUUUAAACAGGGGAGGAUGUUAUGAUAUCAUUGUGUUAUUUUUUUGCCUCGUAUACGUGACGUGACACAAUCCUUUGUAACUCAGACCUCGUGGUCAAGUGUGCACUUUUGGACUAUCCGAGAUUAAAAGCUUGUUGAUGUUUGAGCUUGUUUGUUGUCCUUCAUCCAUCAUAACACAACCCCAGACCGUCCGCGUGGAAUCCAGUGGACCAUGGUCUCACAUUUAGAAGAACAUGACUUUGCCCAUGAUCUGGCAGACAUGUCAGCCACUCAACCAUCUCCGGGGAAAAUGCAACCGACAAAACAAUUUUGCAAAGCAAACCGGUCUGCUCAUUAUCGUUACAAAGACCCAGGUGAUUUACUGAUGUCAAUACCCUACAACACUCCCAAUCAUCAUCAGUGGAAAGGAACUACUGAGCUGGAUUGCAUUGACCAUUUCACUUAUCUCGAAAGCCUUAUUAGUAAUGACAAUGGUGCCCAUAAUAAAGACACCAAAGCUCGCCUUAUUAAAGCCAGAAGUGCUUUCGGUCGAUUCUGCAACAUCUGGAAGUCGAACUACUGAACCAACAAGAUCACUAAUAAGGAACGGCAUAAGAACUGGGACAGUAUUAAAUCAAGAACCACAGACUGCAAUGGCUUGGUCAUGUCCUAAGGAUACCCAGUGACAGGAUACCCAAAGUUGCCUUGAGAUUGACUCCAACUGCGAAGAGGAACAGUGAUGAUUGAGCUGGAGUUGGUGCGCGUGCGUUCGAGGAGAUCGGAGGCUCGAAAUACGAGAAGUUGCCAAAAAGUUGCCGAGCAACUUGUGGAAAGCCCUGUAAGCGGCCCCUCAAUUAAGUGUCAAUAAUGUUAAUGUACUCCGAGUGUAAGGCCCUUUCCACACGAAACCUGAUAUUUUGAAACCACAAAUACAUAUACAUUUUUUACAAGGUUGCUUUGUAGUGAUUUCAAGUUUAUUGUUUCAAGUAAAUACGUCCAGUUAGGCUAGUUGAAGCUCCGCUUUUGGGCUUCGAUCUCAAAUAUGGUACAGACAAUUUGAAAUAACUUUAAAUGGGCUCCUUGCUAAACAGAGAUAAUAACGUGCGCAUGGUACUGUGUUACUGGCAAAUAAGAGGUUUUGAAUAAGCUUUGUUUCCAAAUAAACGCCGCCCCCCAAACAAAGCGCGGCAAGAAGAAAAGUUCAAUGAGCUCCGCUGCUUUCUUCGAGUAAAUAUCGUAAGGCACGUGAUCAGAGUCAGUACUGCGCAUAUGUGAAGGUAAAGAGAAAUACCUUACAAACGAUAAAGCAAAGCUGAGCAACAAACAAAUGAUCAACUGUUGAAUAUCCACCGACAACGUAUCUUAUUUUCAUUUCUUUAAUGGCUGUUCGACUUCGGAGAAAUUUGUUUGUAUCUCUGAUCAUUUUACUGAUUCUGCUGGCCAUGUACAUGGUUGCUCUGUACCAAGGUAAGCUACCAUUUUACCUUUUUCAAAUUUCAAUUCUUGUAUAUAUCUUGACCGAUAAAGGACACGGAUUUUCGUUAUUCGUUUGUUGGCUAACUAACUAACUUCAAAAAUAGAAAAAUGGUUCUUCACUCCGCGCACUUUCCUUUCGUCAGAUAAGUAUGCGGCAGGAAAUUACGUGUAUCAAACCUGCUGCCACAGUUCACUACCUAACUGAAUCCUUCCUGCUUUUUUUUCUAAUUAAUGUUCAGUUGAACGCUUCUUUAACCACUUGGAACACUCGACUGGACCAAGAAAUACUUCAAACGUAAUGCAUGUAAGUUGCUGUUCUGCAAUUCGUUUCGAUCAAACUUUCCUCACAAAGAAAAAUAAUCGCCAUCUCCUGCAUUAACUUCAAACUAGCCAGAGUUCCUAGCGAUGAAAUGACUGUCUAUUGGAGACUCCCGUCUUUACAUUUGUUACUUCUUUUUUACCUUAAGGUUUUCCAAAAUAGUCAGUGUCCAACUUUUUAUUUUUAUUUUUAUUUUUUUCACAGAAAGCCUUGGGUAAUGAAAGUUUGAAACUCAGAAAUUAAAAUGUCUCGUUAAAUAAAUAUGUUUUGCAUUUUUUCUCCUUUAAAUGUGUUAAAACCAUUACUUAAUGGCUACGACUGAAGGUGAAUCAAUCACUCUUGGCUCAACACAUGAUAUAAUGCUGCGAUUAUUUGGAUAAGCAAUAUUCCUUUAUUAGAUAUUAUUAACAGAAAGGUUUUAAUCACAUAUUCAUUAGGCAACAGAUAUAUAUGGCCUUUUAUGGCUAAUUAACGUCAGAGAUGUUUCCUACAGAAGUUGUCCUUGGCAGCUCUCCCUGACGAAAAAACUGGCGAGUAGCAUUUUAACAAGGAGAGCUAUCAAGACUGAACACUUGUCAGGAUUGAUAUUUGUUAGCGGUAAUGACUCAUCAAGGACUCUUGUCAAGGAAACGCCAAGGGCAGGCCAAGGAUUUGAGGAAAUUUAACGUCCGUUGGCCGAUUUCAUUAUCGCGCGGGCAAUAAUGAUAACUAUUGGUCGAGAGAAAUUGCAGUUAAAGAGAGGCUUUAUUUUAACUCGAUAAUAAUUUUUAUUUUUCAUCUUUGUUGUCCCUGUAACUGACAUUACUUUCUCCAUAGAUGUUGAAGCGGUCAGGUUCUUGCCCGAAGUAGAUAAAACAGCACGCAUUGCUAAAAAAGAACUCAAGGUAGGUUAAAUCAUGUCGUGUUACUACAGGUGUUAGUAGUGUAGGAGAAUGAUGUUUAUCUAGCCGGCAUAGCCAAGGCGUUUCUGUGCGGUUUCACGAGGCCAAAACCGAAAAUUCCGUAACGGAAACUCUUGCUACGCAGGCUAAUAUUUAUCUGUCACGAUUUUAUCCUCUUUAACGAUCGUUUUGUUUGCGAGAUCGUUUAAUGUCUUUUAAAUGGAUUCGUGUCGACAAAGUCUCAACUAUACUAAAGAAUUAAGAGAUGGGAAAGGUAGUACGGACCGGCUGGAGUUGUAGGUAGAAGAUUACGUUUCUGGGAAACUGCCCACCUACCCCUCCCCUAAGCCAACAUUAACACUUACUUCCUACUUAGGGCAAAGUGUUGGCUUAAGGGAGGGGUAGGUGGGCAGUUUCCCAGAAACAUAAAAUGUUUUGCUUGUUUCAUGUCCUGUUCAGCCUGUUUGUGUAAAAAAUGAACUUUACUUGAGUGUCGAUGUUGUAUUUAAAGUACUAAUUAGGGACAGUACUUGGGUGCCAGUUUACACGGUUUAAGCGCCCCUACCGACUAAGCUAAUCCUGAUUCUCCUGAUUUCUAAUCGAACCUUCUGGCUAAGGCUCACGUUAGUCAAUCCACUUUUCAGAUAGAGAAGGAUGAUCACCUUUUGGAGCGGAUUAAAAGAGACAAGCUGAGCGACAGCAGCGACUCAGAGACUACUGUGAGAAGCACGCUUCAAGCAGAAAUCGAAACGAUCGAUACGAUCAUCCUAUAAUUGUUAACGAUGAGUACAAAGUAAUCUUCUGCUAUAUUCCCAAGGUGGCCUGCAGUCAAUGGAAACGUGUCUUUCUUGCUCUUGAUAACCGCACCGAUGUGGAUGAUUUGCAUAAGAACAAACAUUAUAAAUUUCUCUUAUAUGAUUAUUCGGACGAGGAUAUUAAAGUGAGGCUAAAAUCUUACUUUAAGUUUCUAUUUGUUCGCGAACCACUCGAGAGGCUUUUGUCAGCCUACAAUAACAAGUUUGUAAACAACAAAUGGUCUUGGAGAAAAAUUCAAAGUUAUAAAACGAAAAUUUUGGAAAGAUACAAACAAGACGAACCUAGUUCUAAUAGCUCCGACCAGUAUCUUACUUUUAAGAAGUUCAUUUAUUAUGUGAGUGAUGUUGGGUUUGAUACAAAUGCACACUGGCGAUCGUACGGCCCAAUUUGUCACCCAUGUGAUAUAAAGUACGAUUUCAUCGGUCAUUUUGAGGACAUGACAGAAGAAGCACCUUAUAUCCUACGGCAAACAGGAAUGGAUCGAGCGGUGACCUUUCCUCCGUUUCUUACCCACAAUACUACAAGUCAACUUCUUAAAAGCUAUGCCCCGAUACCCAAGGAGAAGAUCGCUCAGCUGGGUAAGGCCUUUGAAGAAGACUUUGAAAUAUUUAAUUACGAUUUCCCAGGGCCUCUAUCCGAUCUCAUGCACGAUUGAAAAGCCAGUAUCUAUAGCAAAUACAUAUCUACGAGGAAAGUAAUUCCGUUUUUUAAUAAAUUAGAGGUCUUGGUCGGAAUAGUGUUAACGGGUAGGUAUUACAUUGGCCUGAAAUUUAGCCUGCUUAGACGGCGCUUAUAAAUGAUAUAGGGGCGAGAAAGAACGUGGCUCUCAAAGGGGAACACGCUCCCUCUUACGUCGAUCGGGUGCCCUUUUCUUUUUUGCGUCUAUGUUAUUUACAAGCGUCUGCUACGCAAAGCUCAGUCUCCAGCCGUGGGUGUUUCGAUGCGCCCGCCGAUUCCCACCCGGCUGGAGACUGCUACGCACGCAAGCUACCUGAAAUUGACUCGCUCGAGCAUGGGACCUUUUGACAUACUAAGCCAUAUGGGAUUAAGGGAG